GGUGGCGGCGGCUGUGGCGGUGGUGGCGGCGGCGCAGUCCCGCCGCCGCUAUGAACGAGGCGGUGGUGCGGAGGACGCAAGAGUCCUUGGGCCGGGUGAUCCGCAAGCCGCCGCUGACCGACCGGCUGCUGAGUAAGCCGCCCUUCCGCUACCUGCACGACGUGAUCACCGAGGUAAUCAGAGUGACAGGUUUUAUGAAAGGACUUUACACGGAUUUCGAAUUGAAAUCAGAUAACAUUAAGGAUAAAGAUGCCAAAAUCAGCUUCCUUCAGAAGGCAAUCGAUGCUGUUGUCAUGGUAACGGGAGAGCCGCUGUCAGUAAAACCUGCACGUGUUGUGGCUGGACACGAACCUGAAAAAACCAAUGAAUUUCUUCAAGCAAUUGGGAAGUGUUGCCUAAAUAAGCUGUCCAGUGAUGUUGCUGUAAAAAGGGUCUUAGCUGGGGAAAGAGCUGAUGCUAAAGGGAAGCUUUCAUCCUCUAAAUCUCGAGAUAAAGAAAGCAGAGAAUCCAAACCAGAAGAACAAAAAAGCCAUAAAGAGGGUAGAGGAGAGACUGAAAUUAAAGACAGAAGCUCAAGCAGAGACCGAAAACCCAAAGGAGAUUUGAAUGAGAGUGAAGAAAGAGAAAAGGAAAGUGAUAAACAGAAGAAUAAUGAAGACAGGCACAAAGACCCUGAAAGAGACACCUUUAAGGAAGGAGAAAAGCAAGAAAGGGAAAGAGACAAAAGCAGAAUGACCAAGCAAGGAAAAGAAACAGAAAAAAACAAGGGAAAAGGAGACAUAGAACGAGAAGAUGAUCUUGAGCAACAUAAAGGACAGGAAAGAGAGAAAAAAAAUGAAGGAGGAAGAGAAAAGGACAGACUGAAAGGAAGAGACAAAGACAAGGCUAGGGACAGGGAGAGAGAGAAAGACAGAGAGAGAGGAAAAGAUCGGGAAAGGGAUAGACAAAGGGACAGAGAAAAAGAAGGGGAGCAUUUAAGAGAACAUGGAAAGGAUAAAGCAGAGAAAAAGUCCACAGGUUCUGAGGAAUCCACACUUAGAAAAACACUAAAGCCAACUAAAGACAGCAAGUGCCAGCCAGACAAUGAGAGUGAAACUCCUGCAGGAAUAUCAAGGCAGCCUUCAACAAAAGGAUCAAGGCAACGUGCCAGACCCCAAGGAGAAGGAACCGUGGAGACAAAGAGCACGGCAGAUAGGAUUUCAGAGGACAAUGCUGCUAAACUGCAAGAGAAAGCUGAACCAGGACUUGCUGUAAAACAGAAAGAAGGAGAAGCAGAGAAUGUGGCUCCUGAAAAGCCUGCAGUCUCUGAAAAUGGUGAAGUACCUCAUGAUCCUCCACCUCAGCCCGUCCAAAGAUGUAUUCCCCGUCCCAGCAGUGCCAGACCAGCACCACCCCGAGUAAAACGUCAAGAAAGUGCAGAGGUCUUACUUCCAGAAAGGAAUGGUGGGGGUAAAGCAGUCUCAAAUGUGAUCAUAGACCAGCAGGUGUCUGAUGAUGAUGAUGACCAGUUUGUGGUGGAGGCAGCACCACCCCUGCCAGAUAUGCCAGAGAUGGAAAGGGAGCCAGAAGUGGAGCUGGUUGAGGAUGAAAAGCAUGGUGGGCUAGUAAAAAGAAUCCUAGAAACAAAGAAAGAUUAUGAGGCGUCACAGAAAUCAUCAAAGACAACAGAGAGGGAGAAGCCCUUUGUAUCGGAGGUAGCUCGGAAGAAAGAGAGAGACCUGGUAGCCAAAGAAAUUGAGAAGUUUCAGGUCUCCAUCCAGACUCUGUGCCGGAGCGCCCUUACGCUCGGCAGGAUCAUGGAUUACAUCCAGGAGGACAUGGAUGCCAUGAAGAACGAGCUGCAGAUGUGGCGGCAGGAGAACAGGCAGCAUGCAGAAGCUCUGCAGAAAGAGCAAAGCAUCACAGACAGCGCUGUAGAACCCUUAAAAGCUGAUCUGGCUGAACUGGAACAGUUGAUUAAAGACCAGCAAGACAAGAUCUGUGCUGUAAAAGCUAAUAUUUUAAAGAAUGAAGAAAAAAUCCGGAGGAUGGUUCUUAGUAUAAACCUGUCUUCAAGAAGGUGAAGAAGAGGAAUUAAAAAAAAAACCAAAACAACAAAAAGCCUUGGACUGACUGACAUUCAAAAUAGAGGAAAAAAACUAAAUUAUGCCUUGUUUAGAUAUAAAAUGUUUAGGGACCAGAUGCCUAAAAAUUGUAUAAAAUCCCGUUAUUGCAUUGAUCUUUAGAUGCUGAUAUUACCCCGGACAAGAUUAUAUUCAUUUGAAUGCUCAAGUUGCAGAGCUAUUAAAAUAACUUGUUUGUUUCUAUGUGA
Calidris pugnax (ruff) is the source of this 2311-nucleotide messenger RNA. It is a transcript of the gene IFT54, whose product is annotated as TRAF3 interacting protein 1. Gene Ontology annotation, biological process: intraciliary transport; cilium assembly; regulation of microtubule cytoskeleton organization. Gene Ontology annotation, molecular function: microtubule binding. The transcript has 16 exons. Gene Ontology annotation, cellular component: intraciliary transport particle B; axoneme; ciliary basal body. The coding region runs from base 51 to 2063 and encodes 670 amino acids. Lineage: Eukaryota; Metazoa; Chordata; Aves; Charadriiformes; Scolopacidae. The record is from RefSeq and is a predicted model, not a curated record.